Molecule: messenger RNA, 1514 nt
Organism: Brienomyrus brachyistius
Lineage: Eukaryota; Metazoa; Chordata; Actinopteri; Osteoglossiformes; Mormyridae
Product: ubiquitin carboxyl-terminal hydrolase isozyme L1-like
Exons: 6
Coding region: 85-474 (129 amino acids)
Biological process (GO): protein deubiquitination; ubiquitin-dependent protein catabolic process
Cellular component (GO): cytoplasm
Molecular function (GO): cysteine-type deubiquitinase activity
Source: RefSeq, a predicted model, not a curated record
GUCUUUCCGAACCUUGGGACCCGUUAAUUUCGGCGUAGCUGGUGAAACAGCGUGAGUCUUUCAGAGCAUCGCAGUUGAGGAGCUAUGAAGAAGACCACACGGUUUACAAGUUUCCUCAAACAGACUGUGGGAAACUCAUGUGGAACGGUUGGGCUUCUGCAUGCUGUGGCCAACAAUAAAGACAAACUAGAAUUUGAGAGUGACUCUGUGCUGAAAACGUUCUUAGAAGACACAGUAAACAUGUCUGCAGAGGAAAGAGGCAGACAGCUGGAAAGCAAUCAGGAAAUUCAUAAAGUACAUGAUGGGGUGGCAGUGGAGGGACAGUGUCAGGUAGAAGAAGGAGAAAUGGGUUUUCACUUAAUUACUUUUGUCAAUGUGGAGGGACAGCUGUGGGAACUGGAUGGAAGAAUGAAUCUCCCUGUGAAUCAUGGUGCUACAAAUGAAGACAGUUUUGUAACUGUAUACAGUAUUUAAACAUCAAUAGAUAAAAUAGAUUAGGUGCGCUUCUCAGCUGUGGCACUGUGCACAUGGCACAGGAGUGGCGGAAAAGGUCUCCGUGAACAACUAGCUGCUAAGCUCAUAAACCUGCCUGGGACUUAAGUGUGUGUUUUAAAUGCUUAUUGUUCCAUCUUUUCACCUACUGGUAUGCUGACUCUUAUUUGCUGAAAAGUACACAAAAGAAGCAGUAUGCUGCCACUUUGGAGUUUUAUAAGUUAUACACCCGUGGAAAACUCAGUUGACCAGCUUGGAUUUAAAAUAGAUGUUUCAGCUAGCAACUAUUUCAUUAACUAGACGAGCUAGAGAUCUACGGGCUUGUUUUUAAGUUGAAUUUUAUACUUUGUCUAAUGGAUCUGCUGUAGAAGACCUUAAGUCAGGUUCCUUUAUGUAUUUUGGCAGAAGAUGUAAUCACUCGAUAAUACUGCUUUGUUCAGAGUAGACAGAAAAGAUCUUUGUUUGAUUAUAAAGCUCCCAGCUUGGAAUGACAUACUGUUUAUAAAACUGCAUAAGUUUGUACAUCUGGUCAUGCAUGUUGACCUUUAACACAAGCGGAAUACAUUUAUUCGUCAUGUGGUCUGUAGUCAUUUUUGCACAAUAGCUGUGAAGUGCUAUUGUGCCAAAGUGGCAUAUGGUGUCACAUUGAGUAUUUAAGCGGUACUUAGGAGUACAUGUGAAUUAGCGGUUAUUAAAAAGCACGCGUUGAAUCGUUGUUUUUAAGCGUACUGUAUAUGUGAAGUGUUACCCUGCCCUGCCUGGUGUGGGCGCCCCUCAGCAUGUGCCCUUUGGGUGCGGAGCGGGCGUGCAGCACUGGCGGCCGGCUGAUGCACUCGGCUGCUUUGCAUUGGCUGCUGGCGCUCACUCCUGAUCUGUUUAUUUGCGGUCGUCGGUGCGACGCGCUGUGCAAUGCGAGGGCGCCGUAGCGGAGGUACAGAAUCGUGUGAAGCGCACGGAUCUUCCGCAGCCCAGAACCAACAGCAAGCAGUGAAAUCUCACUCCCCAGGUCUCCGUGGUGCUCU